AUGAAGACCUGCUUUCUACUCGUCGCUGCCGUCGCUGCCGCGGCAUUCGCCAGCGCGCGUGGUAGCACCGCGCAAGCCGCUGCCGCGGCACCACCACCGGCGACGACGAUCGGCGCAACCUGCCAGGCGGCCCAUGAUGCCGACAGUCGCGUGAGCGUCACCUUCUGCAGGACCCGACUGCGAGACGCGCCCGCCUCCAACACACGUUUCCUCGCCGAUGCCGCGGCGGCCAAGGGCGUCAGCAACGCCAAUGACGCGCGGCGCGAGAUCGCGACGGCGAUAGAGCGGCAUGACAAAGGCAACGAGCAUGAAGCCGACCCGAUAUACAGGAGCGUGCUGGUGCUGUGCGAGGACUUCUACGGCAUGAUCAGGGAGCGGUACGACGCGGCACGCCAGGCGAUCGCCGAGCAUAUGUACAGUGACGUCGAAAAGGAGCUGUCCAGCGUUCCGUCGACGGGGCGGUCGUGCGACGACAAGUUGGCCACCACCCGCGGUGGCAGCGGGGCCUCGCCGUUCCUGCAGUACUGCGAGGAUAACACGCAGAUCGCGCUCCUCACCAUCGCCAUCACCAGCCUGAUCAAGUGA
This is a messenger RNA of Lolium perenne, 585 nucleotides long. RefSeq lists its product as uncharacterized. Lineage: Eukaryota; Viridiplantae; Streptophyta; Magnoliopsida; Poales; Poaceae. The record is from RefSeq and is a predicted model, not a curated record. Gene Ontology annotation, molecular function: enzyme inhibitor activity.